CGGAAUGAAUGGACGCAGUGAUGCACUGAGGUGCUUUUGCUUCCAUCUGUUCAACAUGACAUGAACUUCUCAGCUCAGGAUUCCAGCCGCUCGUUCUCCUCCUCACGAAUUCCCGCCGCUGCUGGUCGCCAUGGCAACAAGGAUGAAGCUGAAGCUGAAGACGGUGUUCGUGCUCUACUUCAUGGUCUCCCUCCUGGGCCUCGUCUAUGCACUGAUGCAGCUGGGUCAACGCUGCGACUGCACGGAGCAUGACCUGCCCAAAGACCGUACCAUAUCUCGGCUGCGGGGGGAGCUGCACCGUCUUCAGGAGCAGAUGAGGAAGUCGGAGGCGACCAAACAGCCCAACAAACAGGAAGUCAAGCCCUCUCUGCAAACCAUCUUUGUCAUCACCCCAACAUAUGCAAGGCUGGUGCAGAAAGCUGAGCUUACUCGUUUGUCCCAGACGUUCCUCCACGUUCCUCAAAUCCACUGGAUUGUGGUGGAAGACUCUCCUCAUAAGACGCCGCUGGUGUCAGACCUCCUGGUGAAGAGCGGCCUGUCCUUCACACACUUGCACAUGCCCACUGCCAAGGACCGCAAACUCCAGGAGGGUGAUCCCAGCUGGCUGAAGCCCCGUGGAGUCGAGCAGAGGAAUGAGGGUCUACGGUGGCUCAGAGAGGACAGAAGGGCUCAGCCAGGUGGCGAUAACCAGCAGGGAGUGGUUUACUUCGCGGAUGACGACAACACAUACAGCCUGCAGAUAUUUGAAGAGAUGAGGAGUACCCAGCGAGUAUCUGUGUGGCCUGUGGGGCUGGUCGGAGGGAUGAAAUAUGAGAGGCCAGUGAUUGAAGGAGGAAAAGUGAUUCGCUUCCACACCGGCUGGCGUCCUAGUCGCCCCUUCCCCAUGGACAUGGCCGGGUUCGCUGUGUCCCUCAAACUGAUCCUGGCCAAUCCUGAGGCUUGUUUCGAUGGAGAGGCACCAAUGGGCUUCCUUGAAAGCAGCUUUCUUCAGGGAUUAGUUACCAUGGAUGAACUGGAGCCCAAAGCGGACAACUGCUCGAAGGUGCUGGUGUGGCACACGCGGACAGAGAAACCGAAGAUGAAGAGAGAGGAUGCUCUGCAGGCUCAGGGACUGGGUUCAGACCCUGCUGUGGAGGUCUGAGGAACACACACACACAGAAACGCGUACAGACACACACACACGCACCCACACAUUGUUAUUUCAUUCUGCUGUUCGAUGCUGCAUAUGCAGCCCUGCCUUGUAAAUACUGUAAAACUGAAAAUAUCUGUAAGAGGCGAUAUUUAAAUUAAUCUGGUUAUGACUGUUUCUGUGUCUGUUUGUUCUGUCGCGUAGUCAAAUUUGUGUGUGUGUGUGUAUAUAUUGAAUGAGUGUGUGUUAUUGUAACUGUAUGUUAGUGUGUAUAUUUAUAUAUAUAUAUAUCAGGGUUUUCUUUUGUUUUAGUUAGUGAGAAAUGUUUCUUUAGCAGUAUAGAGAAUGAGUUCAAACAUUUGCCUGAUGGGGGCGCCAGUUUUUACAUCUUUGCAAAGCCAUGCACUUGCACCCCUGGUACAUUUCAAGGAACGGGCUGUCUUAUUGAAAAGAUUUGUCAGUUUCACUCAUUCCUGGCAGCAGUUGGAUAUUUUUUACAGCUGAGUAACAUCAUGUCUGGUUCCAUCCGUGUCUACGUUCACUCUGUUGAUUGCAUCUGUCCUCAGCUUUUAUCAGUUCAAACAUCUUGACUGAUUCUCUCACUGAGACGUGGUGGAAGUGGAACAUUUCUUCAUGCAUGGCCUCUAUUGUUGUGUAAUAAGUAGCCGUAAGUCUGCAUUCAGCCUUAAGAGCUGUGUUUUUAGUCACAUGACAAAAAAAAUGACAUCACCAUCAGAUGCAUGAUCAUAUUAUUUAUACAUAUUAUUGUGGGGCAAAGGUGCUUCUUUAAUUUUUUUCUAGGUAAACAAGAUACGGGACACAAACAGUCACACAAAAACAAAACAGGAAACAAAUCCUAGUGACUAGUUGUUGCCUUGUGUUUAUUAUGCCCUCAUACCUCAAACUUUGCGACACUAAUCCAACACAAACAUAACAAACACAGAGAGGCAAUGGCCCCACACCCACAUACGUAACACAACAGCUUCUUCUCACAAGUAUUUAUAUGUGACUGCUUCUCGUGAUGCUGUUUAGAAACAUAGUUUGUGGAAUCCAUCAAGAACAGCACCACUGAUGCACAUUUAAGUCCUUUAUGCAAUAACACAAUUCAAAACAUGGCGUCCAUGUUACAUUUGCACUUGAAUUUCCCUUAAAUAGGAAUAUUAUUUUACACUUGCAGUAUUUUGAGAAGAAAAAGCUUUUAUGUAUAUAUCCAACUACUCUGUGGGCUUGAUUAUCUUUCACGACAUCCUCAGAUAUCAAACAUCAUUUCUCCUCCCCUACUGUUGUAAUAUACUCUAAAAACAGCUAGUGUCUGCUUCUGUAUAAUUAGUGCCUGUAAGUCAGUUCUGCACUGGUGUAUAAUGUAUUUAUUACUGUAAUAUUCUCUUCUGCGUAUAUGAUCAUGUCUGUACGUACUCUGCAAAAUAAACCUAGUUGCUUGAAA
Limanda limanda (common dab) is the source of this 2573-nucleotide messenger RNA. It is a transcript of the gene b3gat3, whose product is annotated as beta-1,3-glucuronyltransferase 3 (glucuronosyltransferase I). NCBI's taxonomy places the organism in Eukaryota, Metazoa, Chordata, Actinopteri, Pleuronectiformes, Pleuronectidae. Gene Ontology annotation, biological process: chondroitin sulfate proteoglycan biosynthetic process; carbohydrate metabolic process. The record is from RefSeq and is a predicted model, not a curated record. Gene Ontology annotation, cellular component: Golgi membrane. Gene Ontology annotation, molecular function: galactosylgalactosylxylosylprotein 3-beta-glucuronosyltransferase activity. Bases 131 to 1141 code for a protein of 336 amino acids. The transcript is spliced from 8 exons.